CAAAUACUGAAUUUAUGCCAUGUAGUAACAAAAUAUGUAAUGAAGCUCUUGCGAGCGAGCCAAUGAGAUGCUAUACAAGCUCCUCCACACUCCAUCAAUUUACCAUCGGUUGCCAAGCCUCACGUCCCGUCUCGAACUUCGUAUGGGGCAUCGGAACAUCGGUUAAGGCUCUACUGGCUCCUGACUUUCAUUUGGCGAAACUACUCUCUAUUUUUAAUCGCAUAUCAAUAGCGAACAGCGAAAGAAAUGCUAAACCAAAUACCGAGUGUGGCCAAGGUUCUUGCUUGAUGGGAUUCUUGAUUUUGACCGCAAAGCCGCGCCGCCGAUACCGGUCGGUCGUUGCACAGGCCUUGGGCGCAUGUAAUACGACGCAGGCCUCGGCCAUUAUUUCAAUUCGUUCAGCAGGGCUCAUCGUCGACGCUACACUAAUAUUGACUUUAUACGGACUUCACUUAGCUCUGUUCCAAGAACUAGGCUUAGCGUACACAUAUUUCUUGCUUAGCUAAACAUAAUCCUAUCUUAUAGUAGACUGUUGUUGAAGCAUGUCCGAG
Molecule: messenger RNA, 551 nt
Organism: Xylaria bambusicola
Lineage: Eukaryota; Fungi; Ascomycota; Sordariomycetes; Xylariales; Xylariaceae
Exons: 1
Coding region: 15-506 (163 amino acids)
Source: RefSeq, a predicted model, not a curated record